Molecule: messenger RNA, 450 nt
Organism: Micromonas commoda
Lineage: Eukaryota; Viridiplantae; Chlorophyta; Mamiellophyceae; Mamiellales; Mamiellaceae
Exons: 1
Coding region: 1-450 (149 amino acids)
Biological process (GO): protein peptidyl-prolyl isomerization; protein folding
Molecular function (GO): peptidyl-prolyl cis-trans isomerase activity
Source: RefSeq, a predicted model, not a curated record
AUGAACGCAGCGACGGGUAGGAUCGUCUUGGACCUCUUCGCAGGGACGCAUCCGAAGACAUCGGAGAACUUCCGGCAGAUGUGCACGGGAGAGGCUGGGUUUGGCUACCGCGGCAGCACCUUUCACCGGGUCAUACCGGGUUUCAUGAACCAGGCUGGAGCGAAGGGCGCGGGCGGUAGCAUAUACGGCGGGUCCUUCGACGACGAGAGCUUCGUGCACAAUCACGACGAACCUUUCUUGCUGUCCAUGGCCAACUCGGGUCCGAACACAAACAGCAACCAAUUUUUCAUAACUGUAGCGCCGACGCCGCACCUGGACAAUAAGCACGUGGUGUUCGGCACGGUGGUGGAGGGGGAGGACGUCGUCAUGGCGAUCAACGAGGCGGGUACGAACGGGGGUAGGCCGAGGCGACAGAUACACAUCGUCAACGCCGGGGAGUUGAAGGAUUAG